Anopheles cruzii is the source of this 589-nucleotide messenger RNA. RefSeq names its product probable 28S ribosomal protein S23, mitochondrial (gene mRpS23). The transcript is spliced from 3 exons. The record is from RefSeq and is a predicted model, not a curated record. Lineage: Eukaryota; Metazoa; Arthropoda; Insecta; Diptera; Culicidae. Gene Ontology annotation, molecular function: structural constituent of ribosome. Gene Ontology annotation, biological process: translation. The coding region runs from base 59 to 559 and encodes 166 amino acids. Gene Ontology annotation, cellular component: ribosome; mitochondrion.
AACUUCGCCGGUUCGAUUAAACAUUUGUGUGGUUCUCUCGCUUUUUAAUACAAACAGGAUGGCGAAUAGCCGAUUGGAAAAGAUUGGGACCAUCAUAACUCGAACGCAAGGAUUGCUUAAAUCCGGUGCAAUGAAGUUUGAUGAGCGUCCACUAUGGUACGAUAUUGUGAUGGCAUUUCCACCGAAAGACGAGCCACGCUACGAUCGUCCUGCACCUAAUGUACCAAUACGACGGAUAUUUUAUGAGGAGGAUAAAAUUCGAGCCAAAUUCCACAAAUCAAACAAGGUUACGUAUGCGGUGAACUUGUUGGACUUCAAAAAUCCUACUGCGACGCAGCAAUUUAUCGAAUUACAUCAAAACUUGUCUACGCAAGGUGCUUUAGAUGAUGAUAAAGUGUACGAGACAGCAUUAGAUCUGCUGGAAGAUAAAAUGCAUCAACAGCGAGAGAAAAAGUCAGCAACCGAUGGACCAGCAGUUAUUUCAGUGCCAGUAAAACCAUCCAAAGUAAACGUGGACUCGGGGAAAACUGUGAAAUUGCAGGAUAUAUUUAACGAUUAAUUAUGUUUCUAUAGCAGAGAGUAAAAGGAA